AUGGACUCUGUAAACCAGAACAAUACCGCUACUAGUAGCUCACAAGGCACUAACCCCAACGUCCAAGACGGUGAUGACAAAGAUUUCUUCCCCGGUUACAAAGACGUGGAUGCUUUCGUUAAACAUGGCUUGGGUUCAGUGUUGUUGGCCACUAAAGCAUCUGCUGGUUUACCUCAAAGCGGGGACGAAUUUGAUUUCUAUCGCAGCUUCCCUGGUUUCCAGGAAUUCUGCGAAGUUCAAGGGGAUAAGCUCUUGCUCUGCAUGAGUCAAGUCAUGCAACAUCACCGCUGCCGAUCUCGGAUGAGAGACUGCAAUAAGCUCACUGGGUUGGAGGAGAGAUUUGAUCUGGUUGUGGACUCCAAUGAUGUUAUCCUGGAAAAAGUGGGAAUUCUUCUGGAUGAGGCUGAUGGUCUGAACAGGAGCCAGCAGCCUGUCAUGCCCACAGGCUUUCAGCCUCCAAAGAUUGUCGUUUCCAGCUGGAAUCGUAAGGGUUCAGGCUCUGACAGUCGCUCUCAGACAUUCAGACUGCUCCAAGCAAAGAAUAUUCAGAGACCUCAGAUGAAAUUCAAGGAAAAAGUUGACAACAGUAACACACCAUUUAUUCCCAAGAUUUUCAUCAAGCCCAAUGCACAGAAACCACUUCCUUCAUAUUUCACUACCAAACAACUCCGUAAAGGGAGACCAGAAGAUCUUGAUGUCCCAGCUGCGCUGGCCGACUUGAUUCACCAGCAGAGGACACAAGAACAUAUAGAAGACAUGUUUGCACACCCUUACCAGUUUGAAUUGGAUCAUCUUUCAAUACCAGAUGGCAUUCUGUCCAAGACUGAGCCCAAGAUGUAUAAACCAUUAGAAGCGACAAGCUGCCUUUUCAUUGACACUCUGGAGGAUCUGGUUGCACUGAAUGAGAAGCUAAAUGAGGUGUCUGAAUUUGCAGUGGACCUCGAGCACCAUUCAUACAGGAGUUUCCUGGGAGUCACUUGUCUGAUGCAGAUCUCUACCAGGGAGGAGGACUUCAUCAUUGACACUUUGGAACUGCGCAGUGAGAUGUACAUCCUGAAUGAGGCUUUCACCAACCCCUCUAUAGUCAAAGUUUUUCAUGGAGCCGACUCGGACAUCGAGUGGCUCCAGAGGGACUUUGGCUUGUAUGUGGUCAAUUUGUUUGACACGCAUCAGGCCAGUCGAGCUUUAAACAUGGCCAGACAUUCCCUUGACCACUUGCUCAAGCACUACUGCAAUGUGGAUUCAGAUAAGCGCUAUCAGCUUGCUGAUUGGAGGAUCCGGCCCCUGCCAGAUGAGAUGGAACUCUAUGCCCGCAGUGACACCCACUAUCUUCUUUACAUAUUUGACUGUAUGAAGGUGCAGCUCCUGGACUUCAACCACGGUCAGCCUGGUCUACUCCAGAGUGUCUGGACCAGGAGCAAAGACAUUUCCCUGAAGAAAUACGCAAAGCCAAUAUUCACAGAGGAAUCCUAUCUGGAGGUGCAGAGGAAGCAGAAAAAGUCUUUCAACACUCAGCAGCUCACUGCCUUCAGACUACUGUUUGCCUGGAGGGACAAGCUUGCGCGGCAGGAAGAUGAAAGCACCGGAUAUGUCCUGCCCACUCACAUGAUGAUCAAGAUAUCUGAGGAGCUGCCAAAAGAGCCUCAGGGCAUCAUUGCCUGUUGUAACCCUGUUCCCCCGUUGGUGAGGCAGCAGGUCAAUGAGCUUCAUUUGUUAGUGCAGGAGGCUCGAGAAAUGCCUCUCCUUAAGGCUGAAAUCACAAUGCAAAAAAACAAAGGGCUCAUUCCCAUUAAGAAGCCAGAGGUUACAUUGUUUGGUCCUCAUGACAUGUCCAGGGUCCCUGACGGCACUGAAACAAAUUUUUCUUGUGAUGAUCUGCCUGUUAAAGAAGGAGUGCUCUUCUCUGAUGAUAACCAAAAAUCUGACAAUGAUAUUAAAAAAAUAAGUCAUCUUGUGGCAUCUGCCAAAAUUACUGUGUUUGAGGAGUCAGAAGAAAAAGAAAUCCAAGAGUCCCCCACGGUGGCUCAAAUGAAAGCCAGACGAAUAAAAGAGUCCUUUGAAAACCCGUUUAGGAUGUACCUGCCAUCCAGUGGUGUGCAUGUAAAUGAGAAUGCAAAGUUUGACCCUUCUUCGAAGAUAUUUGAGAUCAGUAAAAGAUGGAAACUGCAGAGUAUGGAACAGCAGCAGAGGGAGCUGGAGUCAACAAAAAAAGCCAAGGAAGAAGCGAAGCAACAAGCAAAAAGGGCAGCAGAGGAACGACAGAAGGCUAAAGAAAGCUACAAAAAGUCCCAGCAAAACGUGGCCACUGUGCGCCAGCAAGCUUCCAAAUCUGCAAAGGUGGAUGGAAAGAAACGUGAGAGGGUCCCAAGUGAAGUUGGAGAGUCAGCUCCCAAGCCGAGUAAGAAACUAAAAUAUGCAGACAAUAACCCUAAAACUGAAACUCCUCCUGAAGAGAGCUUCACGCCUUUUGACUACAGUCAGUCAGACCUCAAAGUAUUUUCUGAGACUAAAUCGAAGGACAACUCUCAGUUUGAUCCAAACAAGCAAUCCCAUGACCCCAAGAAAAAGAAAACGGCAGCUGGGAAAAAGAGUAUUUCAGGGGCUGGAAACAGAAGUAUGUCAUACCUAGCUGGAACCUCAAACAGAGGAUUUCACCACAACUGGCCCAAAAAAUAA
This is a messenger RNA of Nerophis lumbriciformis (worm pipefish), 2676 nucleotides long. Lineage: Eukaryota; Metazoa; Chordata; Actinopteri; Syngnathiformes; Syngnathidae. The record is from RefSeq and is a predicted model, not a curated record.